This is a messenger RNA of Spodoptera littoralis (African cotton leafworm), 1221 nucleotides long. Lineage: Eukaryota; Metazoa; Arthropoda; Insecta; Lepidoptera; Noctuidae. The record is from the annotation of a GenBank genome assembly.
AUGCUGGAGACGCGGUCGGCGCGCGCCGCAGACUCGGUGUGGGCGAACAAGCCGCUGCCGGCGCCGCACGCCAUGGCCAACACGAGGCACGGGAAAAACGCACAGGACGAUGUUUGUUACGUGGUCGCUAAGUACGACUAUGCGGCCCAAGGCGCUCAGGAGCUGGACCUGCGCAAGAACGAGCGGUAUCUGCUGCUGGACGACUCCAAGCAUUGGUGGCGGGUGCAGAACGCACGCAGCCAGUCGGGAUACGUGCCCAGCAACUACGUCAAGAAGGAGAAACCUUCGCUCUUUGACAGUAUUAAGAAGAAAGUGAAGAAGGGGUCGGGUUCGAAGACGUUGCCGUCGAACAGUUCCCCGGUGCGCGGCGGCGGCGAGGCGGGCGGGCGGCGCGUGGAGCCGGCGGACGCGCUCGGCACCGCCGUCGUCAAGUACAACUACCAGGCGCAGCAGCCCGACGAGCUCUCCCUCACCAAGGGCACGCGCAUACUCAUACUCGAGAAGAGCAACGAUGGCUGGUGGCGGGGACAGUACCAGGCCCACACUGGAUGGUUUCCAUCGAACUACACUAGCGAGGAGGGGGACAAUGAGGACCCCGUGCAUACGUACGCCAUGGCGGAAAAUGUGCUCGACAUAGUGCCGUCCCCGCAGGUGGCGCUGUACUCGUUCACGUCGAACAACGAGCAGGAGUUGUCGUUCGAGAAGGGAGACAGACUCGAGAUCAUCGAGCGUCCGCCCUCCGACCCCGAGUGGUACAGGGCCAGGGACUCGCGCGGACAUGUCGGGCUCGUGCCACGGAACUAUCUGCAGGAACUAGCUGACUACCUCACCACGCCCUACAGCGAGGGCGGGUCCGGCGGGUCCGGCGGUUCCGGCGGUCGGCCGGGGCCGGGCGCGGCGGCCGGGCGCGCCUGGUACUACGGCGCCAUCACUCGCACGCACUGCGACGCACUACUCAACACGCACGGACACGACGGAGACUUCCUCAUACGGGACUCGGAGACCAACGUGGGCGACUACUCGGUGUCGCUGAAGGCGCCGGGGCGCAACAAGCACUUCCGCGUGCACGUGGAGGGCGCGCUGUACUGCAUCGGGCAGCGCAAGUUCCCGUCGCUGGAGCAGCUGGUGGCGCACUACCAGCGCGCGCCCAUCUACACCAACAAGGCGGGCGAGAAGCUCUACCUCGUGCGGCCGCUGCCCAAGGCCACGCAGCCGUGCUGA